Molecule: messenger RNA, 2925 nt
Organism: Jatropha curcas
Lineage: Eukaryota; Viridiplantae; Streptophyta; Magnoliopsida; Malpighiales; Euphorbiaceae
Cellular component (GO): endoplasmic reticulum
Molecular function (GO): lipid binding
Source: RefSeq, a predicted model, not a curated record
UACGCUUCCUAAUCCCCAACAAAAGCACGCGUUGCGUUUAAGUAUUUAACUGCUUUGUUGAAAUUCUGCUUUCGUUUCCAUAUUCUGUCAAGGGGAAUUUCACUUUUCAAUUUGUACAAGCACAGUGAGGAACAAAUGAUUCUUCAGUUUCUACUUCUCUGAUGCUUUAAUGUUUGAUCGUUAACUGAAACCUGAUCUGGCUGAGGCUUUAUUAGUUCAAGUUGUUCUUAUCAGCGAGAAAGUACAUUUUAUCGACUGAAAAAAGAAAGCAAGGAAGAAGGUGAUGUGGUGGUUACUGGUAUUUUUUUGUGGAUUUUCGUUUGGGGCACUCGCUGUUGUUGCCUUUGAAGCUUUGGGAGUUUAUGUCUUCAUAAAACGAUUGAAUCAAAAAAUUCGAAAAGAAGAGCACAAAUCAUCGUCUCAUGAAGAUCUCGAUCCCCAUCAGUCACUCGAUUACGCUUAUAAUAAGAAGGGUGUUGUGUGGGUUCUAGAAUCGGACAAACUUCCCAAAAAUUGGCUGGCUGAAAAGGCCCCAAAAGAGCCAAAGAAGAAAAAGUUCUUUGAGGUUAAUCCUGUUAAGAGGAAUGCAAGAAUCAAGGAUCGAUCGCUUAUUUUGACAGAUUCAGAUGGUUCCCAUGCGACUAUUCCAUUAAAGAGUUGCACAAUAGACGCUGUUUCUGCUACCGACCUUCCCUCAAGAAAAUGGGCCAAACGAUUUCCCAUAAAAGUGGAGAGCAAGACUUCGGUGAUAUAUAAUGCAAGUAAGACAAUUUAUAUUUAUCUGGACACAUCUUGGGAGAAAGAGUCAUGGUGUAAAGCCCUUCGUCUUGCUUCGUGCGAUGACAAAGAGAGACUUAAUUGGUUCACCAAGUUGCGUGAAGAAUUCCAUUGUUACUUGACAUCCUUAAAUACAGGAUACCCUUCAUUUAUGAAGCCCUCAGUGGGGUUCAAUGCUGAGCCUGUAGACAGGAUGACUAAGCUUGAUGGUUCUGCAUCAAAGGUCCGCGUGUUUCUGAAAAAGCUUGCCAGAAAGGCUUCAAAGACAGAUAACAGAGGAAAUUUCCCAGUAGGCCGUGAAGAGAGAAAGAUUAACGAGAAGAAUCGCUCAUUCCAAGAUCCAACGUUGACCAGUAGCUUGGUAAAGACUGCUCCAACAGGAAGGGCACGUCUGAAUUCUGAGGAGGAGAAUAUGGCAGUACUGUCAUCAUCGCCCUUUUCCCAUGUAGCAAACCAGAGCCAUAUUUCUGUUGUUUCUGAUCUGGACUCUGAUGAUAAGUUCAAUGUUGAUGAAGGAACGCUCUGCUGGAAUUUGCUUGUUUCUCGUAUUUUUUUUGAUGCCAAGAGCAAUGCUACGAUAAAGAGUUCAGUUCAAGCGCGGAUUCAGAGAACAUUGUCUAAUAUGAGGAUACCCAGUUACAUUGGUGAAGUCAUAUGUACUGAUCUAGGCUUUGGGAGUCUACCACCUUAUAUCCAUGGUAUUAGAGUUCUUCCCAUGGACAUGAACGAGGUAUGGGCAUGGGAAGUUGAUGUUGAAUAUAGUGGCGGGUUGGUACUAGACAUUGAAACAAGACUGGAAGUUCAGAAUCUCCAGAAAGAUAUGGGGGAUACGAACUCAGAAUCCAACUCUGAUGGGGAUGUCCCUCCAGACCUUUUGGAAGGUAUUGAAUAUUUUGGAAAACAGCUGAAGCUUUCUGAAGGAUCCAUUGAUGCACAAGAUCAGAGAAAUGAAGGAAAUCUUAAACUUGAUGGGUUCAAAAACUCUACAGAUUAUUUGCCAACAUCAACAAAUGUAUCAAGGUGGAAGUCCAUUCUUAAUUCUAUUGCAAAACAGGUUUCACAGGUACCCCUCUCUUUAUCAAUAAGGGUGGCAUCUCUUCGUGGAACUCUGCGGUUAAAUAUAAAACCACCCCCUUCUGAUCAGAUAUGGUAUGGUUUCACAUCUAUGCCUGAUAUAGAAUUUGACUUGGAGUCAUCUGUUGGGGAACACAAGAUUAGCAGUGCACAUAUUGCUUUGUUCUUGAUCAGUCGGUUUAAGGCUGCUAUCAGAGAAACUAUGGUGCUUCCAAACUGUGAAAGUUUGUGCAUUCCUUGGAUGUUGGCCGAAAAGAAUGACUGGGUCCCCCAGACAGUUGCUCCUUUUAUUUGGCUUAAUCGAGAAGCCACAAGCGAACAUGCCUCUGCAUCUGAAGCUGUUAGUUCCCGAUCUGAUGAAGCAAAACUCAAGGAGGAGGCUCAUAGGAGAGCCUCCAAUUGUGAUACAGAAAGCAGCCAUUUAAAAUCGAAGAAUGUUGAAUGUAGUCAGCGAUCAAUUUCUGCUUCUUCUGAUACCUUGGAGAGCUCAUCAAGCUCUGCCAAGCCAUCAAUUGAAAGCAGUAAAUCUUUGCAAGAACUAACAAGUCCUUUAUUGGCAAGCUUUGAACCACAAGAUAUUUGCAAUCAAAGCAGAGAGAGUCAAUCACCAUCUAGGUCCCUCACAACUGCAGAAAAACAGAAUCAUGCUGUUGAGGACGAUGAUUCAAGACCAAAGAGGAUGGGAAGAAGAGCAAGAAUGCUAGAUCUGGGGAAGAAGAUGGGAGAGAAACUUGAAGAGAAGAGACGUCACAUUGAGGAAAAGGGCAGGAACAUUGUUGAGAAGAUGCGAGGACCAUGAAACUGCAAAAAACAAAGGGAGUGCAUAGGCAUACUUAUAAUUUGUAGUGAAAGCUAUAGAUAGUAGAGGAAUGGAGGCAUCCAUGAAUUAAAAAGAUCAUGUACAAUAUUCUAGGUGCUAAGAUUCUUUUUGACAUAAAAUUCACUUACUAUUCUUGUUCACUCCACAGUUCUUGUGCAAACUAAGAUGUAAUUGAUACAGAUCUUACACGGGGUAUUAGAUUGUAUUCAUUUAGUGAAAAUGUAAUAUACAAAUACAAUCUCAAGAUAUUGAAA